AACAGACUCCUCGCAGUGUGGCUCCAGAUACAGACGGCGAUAUGUAGACAUCUCGAUAUCAAGUUUAUGUCUUUCAGGAUAUAUUGUCAACACAUAUGUCAGUCAUUGAAAGUGGCCGAGUAUGAGGACUUGCGUUGGCGUUUUCGGCAAGAUGAACAUUUUACCUGAGAAAACUUUGUGGACAUUCGUGUUCCAGCUUUCUUGUGUGCUGCUCACAUUGAAGGCAACCGUUACCGUUGGCACACCUGUGCUGCUAAAUCUCCCGCCAACACCUGAGACUAGUGCUGAGGUAGGUUAUGCAAAUUAGCUGGGAAAUCAUGAAUUAUGGCAAGGACUGUCUUUCAUAGUUCAGUGUAAUAAAUGAUGCUCGAUUGUUUGAGGAAGGCAACGGGUAUUGUACUGCCAUAAACUUUCCUGUCAUUACAGUUUCACCGAAUACUUUCCCCACUUCUUCCCCAUGUCUUACACUUACUCAAAAUUCUAUCAUCUCUAUUUCUGAGUUUUUUAAACAUUGGAUUCACAUUACUGUAUGUGAUAACUAGGCUAUGUAUGAGGCAUGUUAUCUUUCUGAUUUUAACUCUCACAGUUACGAUGGAGUAUGAUUCCCUCACUGCUUGGAUAACUCUCAGCAACGCUUUACAACUUUUUACUUUUUGGGGUAAACAGAGAUCAGGGUUUGCACACAAAACCCAGUUUGGUCCUGACCCCAGCUUGCCUGGCUUCCCUGACCUUAAGUCUCGGUAAAUCUGCCCUUUGGAUUCCUCCCCUGGCCUCCCCGCCAGUCCAACAUUGUACCCUCUGUUGCCCUGGCUCUACACACCCUUAGUCCCAAACACAUGACCUGGGUAACAUGGGAUAAGAAAAUGGAGAGGCAAUAACAGUAGUAUUGUGACCAGGGCUCCUUUGGAUGACUGUGCAUCCUGCUUAGCACAAACACAUUUAUGUGUUCAUUAUGUUUUACCACAACAUGGGUCUGUCUUUAGAUGUGGUGCCGUUUAGCAUGAUGUUUACACGACAUGCAACCUACUACUGUAAGGGUUCUGGGCAUUCAAUCCUUUGAUGAUGUUCAGGGAGAGUACCUUCGCUUUAGGGAAAUGCAUGUCGUACACCAGCCUGGCCUCCGAGCCAUACGAAACAUACUUUAUGUAUUUCUGAGUACCUCCAAGACGUAUAAUACCUACUAAUGGUCUAGUUACUUUAGACAGAAAUGAAAGUAGGGAGGUUGGUCGGGGAGGAUGAGUAGACGUAAUCCGCAACCAUCUAGGAAUCCAAAGGUUGCAUGUUCGAGUCGCAUCAGGACAACUGUAGAAUUUUAGCUAACCUUUAUUCUAAACGUAACACAAUUCACCAAACCUGCUACGUAAAUUCACCUAACCUUUGUCGUUUUAAUUCUCCUAACCACCCAACAUAAAUUCUCCCCAUAUUUCUCCUUUGUUGUUAUGGCGCAACAAGCAACCUACGCUCAGAGAAAGACGUAGAAUACUAUACGUAUGGUGUGUUAUUUCAUCCAAUUCGUAUGCUAUUGUACGACCAGGUAAGACGUAUGAUACUGUACAUCUUAAAAUUAGUAUGAUAUUGUACAAUUGCUAUUCCAUUCAUAAUGUAACCUAAAGUAAUGGAGUAUCACAGAUUUAUAUUAUUAUUAUUAUUAUUAUAUUAUUUAGUAUUAUACUAACAUUGUAAAGUGGUUAUCCCACUGGCUAUAAGGUGAAUGCACCUAUUUGUAAGUCGCUCUGGAUAAGAGCGUCUGCUAAGUGACGUAAAUGUAAAUGUAAUACUAAAUGGAGUGUCACAGAUUUAGAUACAGAAUAAUACAAGUUGCCCAGAGAUCACAUUGCAAACACAGGAACACUCAAGUCAACAAACUAUUGCAAGGCGUAGACUUGCUCCAUUAGAUGAGGUUUACUUGUGGCCUUAUUGUCCCCAUAUAUUGACUACAGAUUUGCUUCUGGAAUUGUCGAGUUUAGAUUAAUUUAGGAGUGUUAAAUGUGUGAUACUGGUCACUUCUCUUGUUCUGUGAUACUUCCCACUCAAUCCAAUUGACUUAUUCCCCCGUCUCCUCCUUUGUUUUGAGUUUAUAUUGUCCAUCAUUGCACACUUCACUGUUGUUGUCAUGCGCUUCUGUUGAAAUAAGUCAUUGACAGAGGUCCCUGAUGUCCGAAACAACACUGAACUAUAUUUGAGAGAACUUUCUGUUCCACUUGACCUAUGGUUGUUCACCUUCCAGAAAGUGAAAGUCAAGUGAAAGGCUCAUUGUGUUGGUGUAAACUAGGAGGCAAGUGGCAACUGGAAUUUUAGGCCUCUCCUGGUGGAGGAAUGUGUUCUUCCACUGAGCAUCCUUCCACCAAAGAAGCCUUCAUCUUGUUUAAAGCACUUGAAGUGUCUAACUGAGAAGAAAGCCUGUGAAUUGAGAACAUUUUUACCAACAAGUAGCUAUUUUUCUGUUUCUAAAACUGCUAAGGCUCUGUAUUUGUGGAAGCCUGGAAUAUGUCAACCUUUGAUUCUCUUACUCAUAGAGACAACAAGAUUGAAUGGCUCCGUUUUCAUUCUUUAUGUCUACAGUGCCUUGCAAAAGUAUUCAUCCCCCUUGGCGUUUUUCCUAUUACAACAUGUAAUUUAAAUGGAUUUUUAUUUGGAUUUCAUGUAAUGUACAUACACAAAAUAGUCCAAAUUGGUGAAGUGAAAUGAAAAAAUAACUUGUUAAAAAAAAUUCAAAAAAAUAAAUAACGGAAAAGUGGUGCAUGCAUAUGUAUUCACCCCCUUUGCUAUGAAGCCCCUAAAUAAGAUCUGGUGCAACCAAUUACAUUCAGAAGUCACAUAAUUAGUUAAAUAAAGUCCACCUGUGUGCAAUCUAAGUGUCACACGAUCUGUCACAUGAUCUCAGUAUAUAUACACAUGUUCUGAAAGGCCCCAGAGUCUGCAACACCACUAAGCAAGGGGCACCACCAAGCAAGCGGCACCAUGAAAACCAAGGAUCUCUGCAAACAGGUCAGGGACAAAGUUGUGGAGAAGUACAGAACAGGGUUGGGUUAUAAAAAAAUAUCCACAUCUUUGAACAUCCCACGGAGCACCAUUAAAUCCUGCCAAGAGAGGGCCGCACACCAAAACUCACGGACCAGGCAAGGAGGGCAUUAAUCAGAGAGGCAACAAAGAGACCAAAGAUAACCCUGAAGAAGCUGCAAAGCUCCACAGCGGAGAUUGGAGGAUCUGUCCAUAGGACCACUUUAAGCCGUACACUCCACAGAGUUGGGCUUUACGGAAGAGUGGCCAGAAAAAAUCCAUUGCUUAAAUAAAAAAAUAAGCAAACAUGUUUGGUGUUCGCCAAAAGGCAUGUGGGAGACUCCCCAAACAUAUGGAAGAAGGUGCUCUGGUCAGAUGAGACUAAAAUUGAGCUUUUUGGCCAUCAAGGAAAACGCUAUGUCUGGCGCAAACCCAACACCUUUCAUCACCCCGAGGACACCAUCCCCACAGUGAAGCAUGGUGGUGGCAGCAUCAUGCUGUGGGGAUGUUUUUCAUCGGCAUGGACUGGGAAACUAGUCAGAAUUGAAGGAAUGAUUGAUGGUGCUAAAUACAGGGAAAUUAUUGAGGGAAACCUGUUUCAGUCUUCCAGAGAUUUGAGACUGGGACGGAGGUUCACCUUCCAGCAGGUCAAUGACCAUAAGCAUACUGCUAAAGCAACACUUGAGUGGUUUAAGGGGAAACAUUUAAAUAUCUUGGAAUGGCCUAGUGAUAGAUUAAUUAUUAAUGACUAAUUAUUACACCCUGAAACUGUGUGAAAUGUGUUAGAAUGUGUGAGUGUAGGACCAGUAAAGAUUAUGACAUUGUGUUACUAUUUAGCAAUGUGAGUAAGAGUUAGGCCAGACAACAAAGGACAAGGAGAACUGUCUACAGGCAACUGAUAACUGAGGAAUUUAGGGAGGAGAGAAGCUGUUAGGCUUUUUAAUGAGUAUGAAAUAUGGUGCAGGAUAUUGUGAGGCAGCCUAUGUGUGUGUGUGUGUGUGUAUGUGUAUGUGUGUGACCUAAUGGUUAGGAGAGCAGUUUUAAAGUGGAAAACUACAGCCCGCCUACAGAGAGGAGGGAUGUUUGUAUGACGUAUGAGUAUAAAAGAUGGACUCUGAAAUUGUGAUGGCAGAAUUCUCAAUGAAUAAAGAUCCCUGACUAUGCAGAUCGGGACUCUGUCCGUUUCUUGAUCCUUUUGGGAGACGCACAGACACAGAAUAGUUUGAUAAAUAAUUAACUUAACACCUAGUCAAAGCCCAGACCUCAAUCCAAUUGAGAAUCUGUGGUAUGACUUAAAGAUUGCUGUACACCAGCAGAACCCAUCCAACUUGAAGGAGCUGGAGCAGUUCUGCCUUAAAGAAUGGGCAAAAAUCCCAGUGGCUAGAUGUGCCAAGCUUAUAGAGACAUCAAAUCAAAUCAAAUUUUAUUGGCCACAUGCGCCGAAUACAACAGGUGCAGACAUUACAGUGAAAUGCUUACUUACAGCCCUUAACCAACAGUGCAUUUAUUUUUAAUAAAAAAGUAAAAUAAAACAACAACAAAAAAGUGUUGAGAAAGAAAGAGCAGAAGUAAAAUAAAAUAACAGUAGGGAGGCUAUAUAUACAGGGGGGUACCGGUGCAGAGUCAAUGUGCGGGGGCACCGGCUAGUUGAGAUAGUUGAAGUAAUAUGUACAUGUGGGUAGAGUUAAAGUGACUAUGCAUAAAUAAUUAACAGAGUAGCAGCAGCGUAAAAAGAUGGGGUGGGGGGGCAGUGCAAAUAGUCCGGGUAGCCAUGAUUAGCUGUUCAGGAGUCUUAUGGCUUGGGGGUAGAAGCUGUUGAGAAGUCUUUUGGACCUAGACUUGGCACUCCGGUACCGCUUGCCGUGCGGCAGCAGAGAGAACAGUCUAUGACUAGGGUGGCUGGAGUCUUUGACAAUUUUGAGGGCCUUCCUCUGACACCGCCUGGUAUAGAGGUCCUGGAUGGCAGGAAGCUUGGCCCCAGUGAUGUACUGGGCCGUACGCACUACCCUCUGUAGUGCCUUGCGGUCGGAGGCCAAGCAGUUGCCAUACCAGGCGGUGAUGCAACCAGUCAGGAUGCUCUCGAUGGUGCAGCUGUAUAAUUUUUUGAGGAUCUGAGGACCCAUGCCGAAUCUUUUCAAUCUCCUGAGGGGGAAUAGGCUUCCAUACCCCAAGAGACUUGCAGCUGUAAUUGCUGCAAAAGGUGGCUCUACAAAGUAUUGACUUUGGGGGGGUGAAUAGUUAUGCAUGCUCAGGUUUUCUGUUUUUUUGUCUUAUUUCUUGUUUGUUUCACAAGGAAAAAUAUUUUGCAUCUUCAAAGUGGUAGGCAUGUUGUGUAAAUCAAAUGAUACAAACCCCCCAAAAAUCCAUUUAAAUUCCAGGUUGUAAGGCAACAAAAUAGGAAAAAUGCCAAGGGGGGUGAAUACUUUCGCAAGCCACUGUACUUUGCGUCAUAAAAUGUCGGUCCCAGUUUCAUGGUUCUUUUUUUGGGAAUGGAGCUUUUGAUCAACAAACUAGGCUACAUUGUGAGCUCUUUGUGGUCUAGCCUAAUUGUAGCCUUAUUCCUACAUUUUUUCCAGUACAGUACAGCACAUUUUCCUCUAUUAUAGUUUUGGGUCACACAAAUUACGAAGAGUAAAGUGAACAACAGAGAACUGACUCAUAAUUUGUCGGGCUGAAUCUUAAUUUUAGAUGCAUGCCCGUCACUUGAUCUCAAGUUAGGAUUUCGCAAUGGCACUCUGAUUUACCAAUGGUCCAGUGUAUCUGUCUGUUGGAACUCUGUAUCAUCUAGCGUGCUUUAGAUCCAGCCUUAUUUAAAACCCAAGAGUACCCAGUCAAUUCAACCCGUCUGGUUUUCUUUGCAUUGAAAAUAGUCUGUGGAGUUCCACUCUAAUGCAGAGGCCCCUCUCUCUAGUCUCUACCCAGCUGUGCUGGCUGGUUUCCAUUAGGCAGCCAUUUAAGGGACCUGGGCCACAGAAGGCCCAGGGGAGUGCCGCCCAUCAUCACCCAGCUGCAGAAGUGGGCCUGAGCGCCACAUCCCACAAUGCACUCUGCUCGCUCCCUGCUGCUCAUGGGAACAGCGCUGGCUGGUGGCCCUCAGGGCCUAAUCAAUCCAGUCACGGAAAAGUAUGAUGGGUUGUUCCCUCACCACAAACAUCUCUGGCAGUGGUGUGAAACUUCUCAAUGGCAUCUCUGGUGUUAGCAUCUGCUAUAAUGAUUCUAAGACCACUUAGCCCUAAUUUGAGUCCUCCGCUGCAUUCACUCAGUGCUUGAUUACUUUUCAGGUUCUUUCAUACCAGCCCAAUGCUUUCAUCUCUCCCCUCCAGGCCAGAUGUCUUGACCAUGGUAUUCUAAAGCAUUUGUUGUAGUCUACAAAUUACUCAAUUACUUUGUAGGGGAGAGUGGGGAAAGUUGAGCUGUUUUUACAUUCACCAUCACUCCAUCAAGGGAAAUAUAGUAUUCUUUCUAACAACAAUAUUUACAUAUAUUUCAGGAUGUUGUGUAUCCAUGGAAAUCAUCAGAAAUCCUCUAAUCAUUACAGUUUUGAAAACAUAGCUUGUCCAAAGAAAAGUGGUCUCUUGGCACAACUUACCUUGGGUAUGGGGUAAGUUGAGCCACGGGACAGGGUAAGUUAAGCCGCCUAUACAUUUCUGUACUGAAUGAAAUAUUACCACUACCUUUUUAAAACCAUGUCUAUCUUUAUUUCCCAAACACAAUUCAACAUAAUCACAUUUUAAGCAUAUUUUAACACAGGCUUAUCACCUAACAAACACUUUGUACUUUUUUUUAAACACUUUUAAGCCCUGUUGUUAUCUCAUAUCCCAGCGAUAAUGCCUUGCAUUAUGCCUGGGCAGAAAACACUUCAAUUUGCUAAACUUGCCAUUGGCUUAACUUACCCCAUGACCAUUGGCUCAACUUACUCCAAGGCAAACAUUUUGACUAUAUUAGCCCACACAGCUACAAGGAUGCACUUUCAUGCUAGGUUUAGGAAUUCACAUUGAAGCUUAUAGAGACCCCAACGGAUGUAUAGAACAAUCUUACAAUUAUCUACUUUGGUUUAGAUACAAGCAUCAUGAAACUUCUAACACAAUAAAUUCAUUUGACUUGGUGAAAAUCCGUUUGUUGGACCUAACUUAUUUACCACUUUUUCCAUGUGGUUUCUUCCUUCACAGACUCCAUGAAAUGAUAUAUUUUUCUUAAAUAUUUGGUCAAAUUAUUAAUUUUGUGUAUGGUUUCCUAGAAAAAGGGUGGCUAAACUUACCUCUUUGGCUCAAUUUACCACAAUCUCCCCUAUUGCUUUGUUUCCUUUUCUUACCUUGAAAAUAGUCUAUGGUCAAGGAGAGAGUGUGAUACACAUUCUGAAUUUGUUUGUAUGUUCUAUGUUUUCCUGUAUAGAAUUUUCUGGAGAAGUAUGGAUACCUAGAGGAGGAGAAUCACCAACACAAUAAUACUGAGGUCAACACAGCUCUCAGGUACAAUAUGGCUGGCAUCAUUUAACCUACCAGAAAGAGCACUUUACAGUAAUAAUGGGAAAUUAGGGAAACUUUUAAUCGAGUGUGGUCAAUGAUUGAUUACAAUGUAUUGGUUGUUAAAGAAGAUGCUAUAUACAUUUUUCGUAGACUUUGUGUACUUACUUACUAAUUUCUCAGAAUAUCAAAUCUGAGGAAAAACGUUUAAUUCUCUGUGAAAAUAUCUUUGAGGUUGUGUUGACAUAGCUUUACCAAAAGUGUGUCCCAUUCCCCAGUUGUGCUUGAGUGAAAAAGCAAGCACACGUCUCUGUUUUCACAGUUGCACUGGAAGUUACUGAAUAUUUGGAGAAGAAAAGCCUAACUCAUUUAAAAGAUUUAUUGAAAUGUAUUGCAUGUUUAUUUUCUAUCACAAAGCAAAAGCUUGGUUUCCCUAAUGGAAGUAACAGUCUGCCACCAGAGCCUGGUAUUUAUCCAGGUGAUAGUGGUAUUAUGACAGCUAUUAUUUAUGCUGAUAUUUAGACUACACGCAUUUUACACUAAUGGAGAGCUAGACGAUGCAUUACCCCCAUGCUCAGCAAGUUUAGAGCCUUGAAUGGAACACUGGUCACUUUAAUAAUGUUUACAUACUGUUUUACCCACUUCGUAUGUAUAUACUGUAUUCUAGUCAAGGCCUAUCCUAUUUAACUAUUGCUGUACAUAUACUAUUCUAUCCUACGUAUUCCUCAGAUAUACUACAUAUUCUAUCCAUAUACUGUCCAUAAUCCCAUCAUAUACACUACCGUUCAAAAGUUUUGGGUCACUUCGAAAUUUCCUUGUUUUCGAAAGAAAAGCACUUUUUCUUGUCCAUUAAAAUAACAUCAAAUUUAUCAGAAAUACAGUGCAGACAUUGCUAAUGUUGUAAAUGGCUAUUGUAGCUGGAAACGGCUGAUUUUUUAUGGAAUAUCUACAUAGGCGUACAGAGGCCCAUUAUCAGCAACCAUCAGUCCUGUGUUCCAAUGGCACGUUGUGUUUGCUAAUCCAAGUGUAUCAUUUUAAAAGGCUAAUUGAUCAUUAGAAAACCCUUUUGCAAUUAUGUUAGCACAGCUGAAAACUGUUGUGCUGAUUAAAGAAGUAAUAAAACUGGCCUUCUUGAGACUAGUUGAGUAUCUGUAGCGUCAGCAAUUGUGGGUUCGAUUACAGAAACAAAAUGGCCAGAAACAAAUAACUUUCUUCUGAAACUCGUCAGUCUAUUCUUGUUCUGAGAAAUGAAGGCUAUUCCAUGCGAGAAAUUUCCAAGAAACUGAAGAUCUCGUACAACGCUGUGUACUACUCCCUUCACAGAAACCAAAAGGGCCAAAAAAAAAAAAUACUGGGGGUAAAAGGGCGGGGGAAAAAAAACAUUAAGGAUUUAGAAACGAGCCUCCCCCCAACGGCGUUUAAUAUCCUCAAAAAACCAGCUAAACCCCAAAUAAAAAGAGGGGGACCCGGGUGCACUUCGGGGCAAUUGCAAAAAACAAACUCAAGGAAAAAAAAAAAAAAAAAAAUUUUAAAAGAGGGAAAAAAAAACAAAUAAAGGGAAGAGGGAAAAAAAGGAGGGACAGCAAAUCAAAGAAGGGGUUUGGAUCCAAAAAAAAAAUUUUUGUGGGGAAAAAACCAAAAAAAAGACGGAGGGGGGUUUGGGAACAUUUGAAAGUUUGGGGAAAGUGUGGUCGGGGGGGCUUUGGUGGGGGAAAGGGAGAAAAAAAAGGGGAUUUUGGAAAAAGGAAAGGCUUAUCCAUUUUCAACCCCCCUUGAACCCCUGUGGGGGUUUGAGGGGCCCUUUUCCUUAAAAAGGAAUCCCCAAAGGUAAAAACUAUAAGAAAUUUUUUUAGGAAGAAGGAAUCAGGGGUUUUGCAUAUGGUGGCCGCACGUACAUUCCCCUAAGCGGGGCGGGGGCAUUUGGGACCAUUAGAAAAAGGGCCCCCACGAACCCCUUUAGGUGCCGGGAACAGGGUAAAAUCCUAAAAUUUACCUCCGCACUAGAAGAAAGGUCUGAAGGCUUAAGCUCAAUGGAGGUUUUUAGGAAAGAAAAGUUUAAAUCCAAAUUACUAAAAAAUUUUUUUUAAAUUUUAAAUGCAAUUUCCAGCUUUGUUUAAAUUUUUUAAAAUAUUUAGACGGGGGGGGGAGAACAAUAUUUUUCAUUAUUUUUUUUUUAUUAAAAAGAAAUCUUUAAUUUUUAUAUCCUUUUUAAAAUUAGGACGGUCAAAACAAAAAUGAAAAAUCAAUUUAGGUUUUUUUUAAGAAUUUAAUUUUGAUUUUUCAUAAAUUUAAAUUAAACCCCACCAAAAAAAAUUCCAGUUCAAAAUUUAGUUUUUCUUUAAAUUGUUUAUCUUUCCCGUUUUUAACCCAAACCUUUUUAAAAUUUCCGUUAAGACCUGUAAAUUAAAAGCCCCCCCUCUCACAAUCCGAAAGGGGCUUUUAAAGAACGGAAAAAAGAACCUGCCCCAACAGGGCCCCCCCAAACAAUGGAAAGCGGGUGGAAGGAAAAAAUUUGGGGAAAAUUAAAAAGGGAAAAUUCAAAAGCGGAAUCCCCUCGGCUGGGGCUUGAAGCCCCCCCUUUUUGGGCCAAUUUUGAAAGGGGAGGGGUCAGCCCGAACACCGGCGGCCUUCAAGAAAACGGGGGCACAUUAAAAGAAAAAUUAGAACACACAAAGCGCUGGUAAAACCGGGGCCCCGGGAAAGGGCCCCCGGGAACCGGAACCAGGCCGUCUAAUUUCCUGCCCCGAGUCCGGGGGGAAAGGGGAAGGGGUUGAUUGGCAAAAUGGUUUUUGGAAAACCCCCGCUGUUUGGGGGGAAAAAAAGGGUUUUCCCCCAAAACCCAUCCCGUGGGGGAAAAAGGGGGGGGGAAAAAACAAAAUCCUGAAGGGGGGAAGGCAACCAUUUGGGGAGGGGGGGAGGGGCCCAACGGACUGGCCAAAAAUUUAAGGAGAUGGAGGGGUUGGGGUCUUCCAAAAACCACCCGAAAACAAAGAGGGCUGGGGGGUCCGUAAAAAAACAAAGGGCCGGACCAGCCAGCCAGAUGCCAAAAAAAAUUUUUGGGGGGCAAAAAGUGUUUGCCCCCCCAAAGCCCAAACCCCUGAAAUUUGGAAAAAUGUUGGGGGGGGGGGCAAAAAUUUGUUGAGGUUUUAAAAGGAAACCUCGGAAAGUAAUUUGUAAGCAAAAAAAUUUUUGUCUCUUUUUUGACAAAUUUUGUCUAAAAAUCAAAAAUUAGUAAAAAUAACAAUGAUUUCAUUUUUUUUGGGUUUCUAAUUGGGUGUCCUUUCCAUAAGCCUUACCUUUGUAAAAAAACCUCAAAAAUCGGGAAAGUGAAAAAACUGCCCCCCCUGUAUUUUUCGGGCAGGAAAUUUUUGGGCCCAAAUUUUUUAAGGUGGAUAAAAACUUGGAAAAAAUUAAAGGAUGAUACACCCAAUUAAGGCGUUGAAUUAAAAACACCCAUAUUUUAAAUUUACGAAUAUCACGAAAAAUUUAUUAAAAAGAAAAGGGAAAGUAUAUAAACCACUGCUGUGGUCAUCACUAUCCUCUUGCAAUAGGACCAGCUGGAUGACAAAAACAGUGCUAAUAGUACCUCAAAAGUAAUAUUAAUCAAAAAAUAACUAUUGACCAUGCCAAAAGAGUUGAAAAGGAAAGUUUUGAGUGAGGAAAAGAAGGGGUCAAUUCUGGCUUUACUGGCAGAGGGAUACAGUGCGCAUCAGGUUGCUUCCAUCCUUAAAAUUUUAAAAGACGGCGGUCAUAAGAACAGGUCAAGCAGCAGAUAUUGGGGACAAACAAAGCUACAGACCUGCAGAGGGCGAAAACGGACUCUCUACUGACCGGGAUGACCGCCAACUCAUUCGAAUGUCACUCAACAACCGUAGGAUGACAUCAAGUGACCUACAAAAAGAAUGGCAAACGGCAGCUGGAGUGAAGUGCAUGGAGAGGAUGGUUCGAAACAGGCUCCUAGGGGCAGGACUGAGGUCUUGCAAAGCUAGACUUCAAUGAGAAGCAAAGAAGAGCCAGGCUGAGGUUUGCAAAAGACCAUAAGGAUUGGACCGUAGAGGACUGGAGUAAGGUCAUCUUCUAUGAUGCGUCCAAUUUUCAGCUUUGCCCAACACCCUGGUCGUCUAAUGGUUAGACGGAGACUGGAGAGGCCUACAAGCCACCAAUGUCUCGCACCCCCUGUGAAAUUUGGUGCAGGAUCGGUGAUGAUCUGGGGUGCUUCACCAAGGCUGGAAUCGGGCAGAUUUGUCUUUGUGAAGGACGCAUGAAUCAAGCCACAUACAAGGUUGUCCUGGGAAGGAAAAACUUGCUUCCUUUUGCUCUGACAUUGUUCCCCAACUCUGAGGAUUGGUUUUUUCCAGCAGGACAAUGCGCCAUGCCACACAGCCAGGUCAAUCAAGGUGUGGAUGGAGGACCAAAUAAGAUGAUGGCCACCAAUUUCCAAACCAACCCCCAAAAAAAAACUUUGGAAUUUUUCAAAGGAAAGUGGAUGGUCACAACAUAAAAAAGACUGUGAAUUUUGCCCCAGGAGGGCAUAAAGUAAAAAUAAAGUAAAAUUGGGGAGAAGGAAAAGGGGAGAAAAAGGGUUUUUCCCCCUUUGUUUCAACCUCCUUUCUUAUAUUUGUUUGAAAAAUCAAAAAAUUAUUUUUUUUCUUUUCGGGUCUAAAAACCCACGCUUCUUUUUUUUAUUUUCCACUUUUUUCAAAACAUUUUCAAAUGAAAUAUUUUUUUUUAAAUUUGGGGAAAUUUUUAAAAAAUUUAAAAAAAAAAGGGUUUUUUUCCCCAAAAACACUCCAAAUGAAAAAAGAAAGGGGAAAUUUGGGGGGAAUUUUUUACAAUUUUUUAACCCUCUUUUAAUUUUAAGGUGUAUUUUGGUUUUUUUUUCCCCCGUCCCCUUCAAUUUAUCCAAAAAAAAACUUUUUAGAUUUGUGUGUAUUGUUGUGUAUUGUUAGCGCUACACCCGCACUAACAUCUGCUAAAUAUGUGUAUGUGCCAAUAAAAUAGAUUUGAUUUGAAGGUUUGAUUUCAGUUGUAAACAACACACACUACCAUCAUCACAUGUGGAUUACUUGUAAAGUGCUAUAUUGAUUGCACCAAUUAUAGGGUUGGAACUUUUUAUUCUACUGCUCUCUGAUGUGCCUCUCCGAUAUUAGUUGCAUCACUCUUCUUUAUAAUUCAUCCAUACUCUCCUGCUGUCUGCCUCUCAGGAGUUUCAGUGCUCACCACUGCCAGUCCCCCCACUGGGGCGGUCGGACAGUGCCACACUGCACCAGAUGGCACGUGCAGGUGUGGGGUGAGGGAUGACAGGGGCCAGCAGGCCUGGGGACAGAGGGUCAACGGCAUCUUCCAUGGACAGCGUCUACGCAGGAAGCGCGAUAGCCAGCUAGGUUAGUGGCCAAUCCAUGGACCUCCUUUAGCUGAUUUGGGCUCACUUCUGGCCAGUUUCAAACCAACCUCCUAGAUCUUACUCCUUUUUUAUUCCUUCCUUGAAGAUCAAAUGAUUGAUUGAAAUGUAUUUGGCCCAUAUAGAUGGACUUGAUUAUACAGGUCAUAUUUCAAGAAUACACUGCUAAAGCAAUGUCAAUGUGACUUUAUUGUCUAGAAUGGAGAGGUCAAACAUGUUGUCAGGCUAACUAAUCUCAUAAGAUGUACUGUGACUCGAUACUGCAUCCUCAAUUAAAUGCUAAUCGAAUCAACUAUUCCCAUCGAUUCAGGUAAUAACAUUGUUGUUUGCUCAAUGACUCCCAAUGGCAAGAUGCCCUGUUGGUUUUCUCAAUGACCAAAUUCUUUUUUUUAGGGGGUUAUUAGCUGUUAGGCAGGGAGUCUCAAAUCCCAGGCUGGUUUUCCUUGAAUCAGUCCCAGAUUAGAGAAAAACAAGGAAAUCAGCCUUACUACUGGCCUCGAAGUCCGGAUUUGAGAAAAUGGGCUUUGAGAGCUCCACUGAAGGACUCAGUAGUGGCGGUCAACAUCCAUGGCCAUGUGCUUUCCUUGGUUGGUCUCUGUUAAGGAGUUCACUACUGACUGUAAAUCAGUGGCGGUCGGUGAGGGAGGAUGAUUUUAUUUUUAUGAACAUGGCCUUAUUUCUAUUACAGCAUAUUGGAUGACUGUCAUUCAUAUUAUGUUCACCCAGCUCAAUGUAACAUCGAUAGGUUUAGGCUACUACAUGAUGCUCAAAUUUUCCCUGUACCCAUCAUGAGGUUGGUACAACCUAGCCUAUGAAUGAAAGUUUACAACAUAGGUGCACAGGUUGAGAAUGUUUUUAGUAAUCAAGGUGACAGACAGUGACACAUUCAAUACUGCCUUGCACACUCUUGCUUGCAUCUAGCUGAUCUAGAGUGUAAUCAUUAGUCCAACAGUUGCAAACAAGAGUUUCUAUUGGAAAAAUUCAGAUAUGUUUAUCCCUGUUUCGUUCCAUUUGCUUCCGUUUAAGAAAUGUUUUUCAACAGAAUCGGCACAAUGAAUACACCCCUGAUCACAUGCAAACACAGUUGACUUUCAUAGCAGCCACAUACAAACAGCUCGUUGUAUAUAUUAUUCCUCUCACCGUUUCCCUUCGCUUGAGGACUACAGUUCACAACACAUCAGCUGUCUGUGACAAGGCGAGAAAUCCUUUCCAAGCCAAACCUUCAUAUCAGCACCGCUAACAGCACAGCCUACAUCAUUGUCACAUUUACAUUUACAUUUACGUAAUUUAGCAGACGCUCUUAUCCAGAGCGACUUACAAAUUGGUGCAUUCACCCUAUGGCCAGUGGGAUAACCACUUUACAAUUUUUAUUUUUUAUUUGUAUUUAUUUUUUAGGGGGGGGGGGGGGGGGGGGGGGGGGGGGGUAGAAGGAUUACUUUAUCCUAUCCCAGGUAUUCCUUAAAGAGGUGGGGUUUCAAAUGUCUCCGGAAGGUGGUGAGUGACUCCGCUGUCCUGGCGUCGUGAGGGAGCUUGUUCCACCAUUGGGGUGCCAGAGCAGCGAACAGUUUUGACUGGGCUGAGCAGGAACUAUGCUUCCGCAGAGGAAGGGGAGCCAGCAGGCCAGAGGUGGAUGAAUGCAGUGCCCUCGUUUGGGUGUAGGGACUGAUCAGAGCCUGAAGGUACGGAGGUGCACCAUGGUCUUGUAACAGAUGCGAGCUUCAACUGGAAGCCAGUGGAGUGUGCGGAGGAGCGGGGUGACGUGAGAGAACUUGGGAAGGUUGAACACCAGACGGGCUGCGGCAUUCUGGAUGAGUUGUAGGGGUUUAAUGGCACAGGCAGGGAGCCCAGCCAACAGCGAGUUGCAGUAAUCCAGACGGGAGAUGACAAGUGCCUGGAUUAGGACCUGUGCCGCUUCCUGUGUAAGGCAGGGUCGUACUCUCCGAAUGUUGUAGAGCAUGAACCUGCAGGAUCGGGUCACCGCCUUGAUGUUAGCGGAGAACGACAGGGUGUUGUCCUGGGUCACGCCAAGGCUCUUCGCACUCUGGGAGGAGGACACAACGGAGUUGUCAACCGUGAUGGCGAGAUCAUGGAAUGGGCAGUCCUUCCCCGGGAGGAAGAGCAGCUCCGUCUUGCCAAGGUUCAGCUUGAGGUGGUGAUCCGUCAUCCAUACUGAUAUGUCUGCCAGACAUACAGAGAUGCGAUUCGCCACCUGGUUAUCAGAAGGGGGAAAGGAGAAGAUUAGUUGUGUAUCGUCAGCGUAGCAAUGAUAGGAGAGGCCAUGUGAGGAUAUGACAGAGCCAAGUGACUUGGUGUAUAGCGAGAAUAGGAGAGGGCCUAGAACUGAGCCCUGGGGGACACCAGUGGUGAGAGCACGUGGUGCGGAGACAGCUUCUCGCCACGCCACUUGGUAGGAGCGACCGGUCAGGUAGGCCGCAAUCCAAGAGUGAGCCGCGCCGGAGAUGCCCAGCUCGGAGAGGGUGGAGAGGAGGAUCUGAUGGUUCACAGUAUCAAAGGCAGCAGACAGGUCUAGAAGGACAAGAGCAGAGGAGAGAGAGUUAGCUUUAGCAGUGCGGAGAGCCUCCGUGACACAGAGAAGAGCAGUCUCAGUUGAAUGACCAGUCCUGAAACCUGACUGGUUUGGAUCAAGAAGGUCAUUCUGAGAGAGAUAGCAAGAGAGUUGGCUAAAGACGGCACGCUCAAUAGUUUUGGAAAGAAAAGAAAGAAGGGAUACUGGUCUGUAGUUGUUGACAUCAGAGGGAUCGAGUGUUGGUUUUUUGAGAAGGGGUGCAACUCUCGCUCUCUUGAAGACGGAAGGGACAUAGCCAGCGGUCAAGGAUGAGUUGAUCAGCGAGGUGAGGUAGGGGAGAAGGUCACCGGAGAUGGUCUGGAGAAGAGAGGAGGGGAUGGGGUCAAGCGGGCAGGUUGUUGGGCAGCCUGCAGUCACAAGUCGCGAGAUUUUAUCUGGAGAGAGAGGGGAGAAAGAAGUCAAAGCAUAGGGUAGGGCAGUGUGAGCAGGACCAGCAGUGUCAUUAGACUUAACAAACGAGGAUCGGAUGUCGUCAACCUUCUUUUCAAAGUGGUUGACGAAGUCAUCCACAGAGAGGGAGGAGGGGGGGGGAUUCAGCAGGGAGGAGAAUGUGGCAAAGAGCUUCCUAGGGUUAGAGGCAGAUGCUUGGAAUUUAGAGUGGUAGAAAGUGGCCUUAGCAGCAGAAACAAAUGAAGAAAAUGUAGAGAGGAGGGAGUGAAAAGAUGCCAGGUCCGCAGGGAGUCUAGUUUACUUCCAUUUCCGCUCAGCUGCCCGGAGCUCUGUUCUGUGAGCUCGCAAUAAGUUAUCAAGCCACGGAGCUGGAGGGGAGGACCGAGCCGGCCGGGAGGAUAGGGGACAUAGAGAGUCAAAGGAUGCAGAAAGGGAGGAGAGGAGGGUUGAGGAGGCAGAAUCAGGGGAUUGGAGGGAGAAGGAUUCAGCAGAGGGAAGAGAUGAUAGGAUGGAAGAGGAGAGAGUAGUGGGAGAGAGAGAGCGAAGGUUGCGGCGGCGCAUUACCAUCUGUGUAGGGGCAGAGUGAGUAGUGUUGGAGGAGAGCGAGAGAGAAAAGGAUACAAAGUAGUGGUCGGAGACAUGGAGGGGAGUUGCAGUGAGAUUAGUAGAAGAGCAGCAUCUAGUAAAGAUGAGGUCAAGCGUAUUGCCUGCCUUGUGAGUAGGGGGGGACGGUGAGAGGGUGAGGUCAAAAGAGGAGAGGAGUGGAAAGAAGGAGGCAGAGAGAAAUGAGUCAAAUGUAGACGUAGGGAGGUUGAAAUCCCCCAAAACUGUGAGGGGUGAGCCAUCCUCAGGAAAGGAGCUUAUCAAGGCGUCAAGCUCAUUGAUGAACUCUCCAAGGGAACCUGGAGGGCGAUAGAUGACAAGGAUAUUAAGCUUAAAUGGGCUAGUGACUGUGACAGCAUGGAAUUCAAAUGAGGAGAUAGACAGAUGGGUUAGGGGAAAAAUUGAGAAUGUCCACUUGGGAGAGAUGAGGAUUCCUGUGCCACCACCCCUCUGACCAGAUGCUCUCGGGGUAUGCGAGAACACAUGGUCAGACGAGGAGAGAGCAGUAGGAGUAGCAGUGUUUUCAGUGGUAAUCCAUGUUUCCGUCAGCGCCAGGAAGUCGAGGGACUGGAGGGUAGCAUAGGCUGGGAUGAAGUCAGCCUUGUUGGCAGCAGAACGGCAGUUCCAGAGGCUGCCUGAGACCUGGAACUCCAGGUGUGUGGUGCGUGCAGGGACCACCAGGUUAGAGAGGCAGCAGCCACGCGGUGUGAGGCGUUUGUGUAGCCUCUGCGGAGAGGAGAGAACAGGGAUAGGCAGAGGCAUAGUUGACAGGCUGUAGCAAAUGGCUACAAUAAUGCAGAGGAGAUCGGAAUGAAAUGAACUAAACAUCAGGGAAAGGAGAGAGCGGGGCCUCCCUCACCACAACUCCCAAAUAUAACUCUCCCAACUUCCACCUCAGAGACUAUAAUUGUUUCACUGAAACACCCGAAUAAAACUCUCCCAACUUCCACUUUAGAAAUUAGAAUUGUUGUAAACUACAGCGGUUCAAUGUUUCAAGGAAUAGACUCAACUUACUUUAUUCAGCUAGCUAACUAUGACGCCAUAGCUAACUAGCAUGCUAGCAUCCAAUAACACACGGUUUAGCACCAAUACUUGGUUACAACAAACUACCAAUAGUGUGUUAACACACUAAACAGAUAAUUCGUGUCCGUGUCUAGUUCCUUUCAUAACGCAGCAAUAAUUAAACGUUGGCUAGCUAGCACAAAUAUAUUGUAUUUAGCUGCUACAGUACUGCUAGCUGGUAGUGUUGGCUAGCUAGCAAUGGCUGCUGUGUUGACUUUGUUUGAAAAACGGCGUCGCUGCGAACGAAUGUAGCUGGCUAAAAUUAUAUUGUAUUUAGUUGCUAUAGUACUGCUAGCUGGUAGCGUUGACUAGCUAGCAAUGGCUACAUAGCUACUAGAACUAAGGCGUUAGUAAACCCGCUACAAUCAUGCAGUACAGCGUACAGUCAGCAGCAAGCAGUUACACCAGCAGGCCCCGGUGGCAAUACAUUUAUAAAACCAAAAGCUUACCUUGAGUUCCAGUGUUGGAUAGCUAUAGCCAGCUAGCUAACAUAGCAUCUCUCUCUAUCUGAGCCGGGUGUUUGAGUAGGCUAAACUAGCUAGCUGCAUUCGAUGCUAGCUAAGUAAGUGAAAGUGAAAAAUAUAUAUACUACGAAAUAUAGCUAGCCCUCUCUCAUUCUCUCUCUCUCUCUCUCUCUCUCUCUCUCUCUCUCUCUCUCUCUCUCUCUCUCUCUCUUGCUUCUCCUUAAUUUGGAAUAAAUUAAUUUGUUCAAAACUGUUCAACUUUUGUCUUUCUCUCUCUUUGAGUAAACUACUCACCACAUUUUAUGCACUGCAGUGAAAUUUGUAGCUUAUCCCUUCAGUACUAGAUUAAUUAUCUGAUCCUUUGAUUGGGUUGACUAAAUGUCAGUUCAUGCUGCAAGAGCUCUGAUAGGUUGGAGGAUGUCCUCCGGAAGUUGUCAUAAUUACUGUGUAAGUCUAUGGAAGGGGGUGAGAACCAUGCCCCUCCUAGGUUUUGUAUUGAAGUCAAUGUACCCAGAGGAGGACAGAGGCUAGCUGUCCUCCGGCUACACCAUGGUGCUACCCUACAGAGUGCUGCUAAGGCUACAGUGGGUAAAAUAAGUAUUUAGUCAGCCACCAAUUGUACAAGUUCUCCCACUUAAAAAGAUGAGAGAGGCCUGUAAUUUUCAUCAUAGGUACAUGUCAACUAUGACAGACAAAAUGAGAAAAAGAAAUCCAGAAAAUCACAUUGUAGGAUUUUUUAUGAAUUUAUUUGCAAAUUAUGGUGGAAAAUAAGUAUUUGGUCAAUAACAAAAGUUUCUCAAUACUUUGUUAUAUACCCUUUGUUGGCAAUGACACAGGUCAAACGUUUUCUGUAAGUCUUCACAAGGUUUUCACACACUGUUGCUGGUAUUUUGGCCCAUUCCUCCAUGCAGAUCUCCUCUAGAGCAGUGAUGUUUUGGGGCUGUCGCUGGGCAACACAGACUUUCAACUCCCUCCAAAGAUUUUCUAUGUGGUUGAGAUCUGGAGACUGGCUAGGCCACUCCAGGACCUUGAAAUGCUUCUUACGAAGCCACUCCUUCGUUGCCCGGGCGGUGUGUUUGGGGUCAUUGUCAUGCUGAAAGACCCAGCCACGUUUCAUCUUCAAUGCCCUUGCUGAUGGAAGGAGGUUUUCACUCAAAAUCUCACGAUACAUGGCCCCAUUCAUUCUUUCCUUUACACAGUGAUCAGUCGUCCUGGUCCCUUUGCAGAAAAACAGCCCCAAAGCAUGAUGUUUCCACCCCCAUGCUUCACAGUAGGUAUGGUGUUCUUUGGAUGCAACUCAUCAUUCUUUGUCCUCCAAACACGACGAGUUGAGUUUUUACCAAAAAGUUCUAUUUUGGUUUCAUCUGACCAUAUGACAUUCUCCCAAUCCUCUUCUGGAUCAUCCAAAUGCACUCUAGCAAACUUCAGACGGGCCUGGACAUGUACUGCUUAAGCAGGGGGACACGUCUGGCACUGCAGGAUUUGACUCCCUGGCGGCGUAGUGUGUUACCAGCUCUCUGCAGGUCAUUCACUAGGUCCCCCCGUGUGGUUCUGGGAUUUUUGCUCACCGUUCUUGUGAUCAUUUUGACCCCACGGGGUGAGAUCUUGCGUGGAGCCCCAGAUCGAGGGAGAUUAUCAGUGGUCUUGUAUGUCUUCCAUUUCCUAAUAAUUGCUCCCACAGUUGAUUUCUUCAAACCAAGCUGCUUACCUAUUGCAGAUUCAGUCUUCCCAUCCUGGUGCAGGUCUACAAUUUUGUUUCUGGUGUCCUUUGACAGCUCUUUGGUCUUGGCCAUAGUGGAGUUUGGAGUGUGACUGUUUGAGGUUGUGGACAGGUGUCUUUUAUACUGAUAACAAGUUCAAACAGGUGCCAUUAAUACAGGUAACAAGUGGAGGACAGAGGAGCCUCUUAAAGAAGAAGUUACAGGUCUGUGAGAGCCAGAAAUCUUGCUUGUUUGUAGGUGACCAAAUACUUAUUUUCCACCAUAAUUUGCAAAUAAAUUCAUAAAAAAUCCUACAAUGUGAUUUUCUGGAAAAAAAAUUCUCAAUUUGUCUGUCAUAGUUGACGUGUACCUAUGAUGAAAAUUACAGGCCUCUCUCAUCUUUUUAAGUGGGAGAACUUGCACAAUUGGUGGCUGACUAAAUACUUUUUUCCCCCACUGUACUGUUGACAUUCACUGCAAAACUGUGUGUUUUAAGCAAUUAUUUGGUGACGUGAAUAUAUUUAGUAUAGUUUAAUCUAAAAAGUAUAGCUUUUUCAAUGUUUCACUAUUUUAAUGAAAUUCGCUGAGGAGGCUGAUCCUUCCCUUCCUCCUCUGUUGAGCCUCCACUGCUGUAAAUUUGAGCCAGUUUGCUACAGCAGGACAAGGAUCCUGCAGCAACAGGAAAUGUGAAUUAUUAUGUGGAUAUAAUUAAUGGACAUUUUUGUAGGGGUGGAUACAUUUGCAAGUCUGAAAAUGUAUAAACUUCAGAAGCCUUUUUAAACCUCAAAUACACAACAAGUUUGAAAUGUCCUGCAUUGCAGGAAUGUUCUGCAACGGGGUGAUCAAAUUAAGAUCCUACAUCUGUAUGUAGGCUAUCUACACACACAGCCAUUUAUAUAUCUUCAGGGAAUUCUCCAAUCUACGCUUGUGUGUGGGAAGCACAUUCUAAAUUAGAUAUAAACUCUCUGCACACACAUCCUAUUUUAUCUUAAAUGAGCUCCCCAGUCCCUUUUAGUCUGUGAGAACCACUGCCUAAAUUAUUAAGACAUACAACAGUCUUUUCAAUGUUCCCAGGGCCAUAUGGCGACUGUCCAACCCAUCUCCACUGUGUGAUAGAUAGGCCUACAUGCUCAGUGGUAAAUGGAGCUGGUUUUGGGUAUUAGGGUGCUGGUGUUUGUGGUCUGGAUGGAGAAAAGUAUGUAAUUCCACACAGCCCCUUAAGUGAUUGGAUAAUACUAGAAGAAUGCAGACACAGGCGUCAUACUGCCCACUUUUCCAGCUUCAAGUUUAUACCUGACAGCUGCCACCUGCUCCCUGUGCAAAGACGCUGGGAGAGAGUCCAUGGCAGGAAGGCUCAGGAUCCUCUGGAGCUAUCCCAUUUCAGAGACAUCCCAUCCAUAUGGAUUACACACACAGAUUCUAUUUGGUUGAGGUAUUAUUUUACCUAGAUAGCCUAAAUUUGAACAGGAUAUUGAAGGACAGUUUCUGCAAAGAGGCAGUUUUAGUCCCAAAUGAAACUUAACAGAAUUUUUACUCAUCAAGAUUUCAGGGAAUUUCAGGGGAAGAACAUGGCAUUCUUUCAAAUGUAAGUGAGGUAUAGGAGAAUAGUUCUAUAUAUCUGUCCAUCUAGAGUACAGUAGUGAAGGCAGCCAGCAGAAGUCAAGGCAGGGGCUGGCUCUUACUGGCUAGUUGGUUGAGUGCCAGAGAGACGCAAACUAUUGCACCAAUAGUCUUAGCUCAUCUCACCAAUGAGGCAUGCUGGAACAGUCUUAGCUCAUCUAGUCUCACCAAUGAGGCAUGCUGAAAGAAUUGGUUUGUUUAAAAUUAGCAAAUUCUCAGAUAUGUUGUGUCCAAGACAAAGAAAUUGAGAGUUUCCUAUACAAUUGUUCUCAAUCAAUUUUAUUUCAAGGAGAGCUGGCAAAAAGGUUCAACCUUGUAGGGUUUUUGUCUCUGAGCGAUUUCACACAAGCUCUUGAAAUGUGUUUAUCACACUCUGGCUCUAAGCUCAUAUAGGUGAAGAAGACCAUCUCUUCCCACCUUUGCCCUUCAUUUGUGCUCUGGUCUGUGCCUCUGUUAGAAACCAGUGUUUUUACAGACAUGUGUGAGGUGGCCUUGCUUUGUGAAUGGGUCUUAUUGAGGAAUACUCUGCUGCAGUCAAUUGACAAGGUUAUUUUUAUUGCAAAGAUGCAUGGAGUUGUUUUGACACAAAAAUAAUUGAUUUAUUGCCUUAGACAACCACUCCUACGAAUCCUACACAGCAAGAGCUCUUCUGAAUUAGUUGUUAACAUUUUUUAAAGUUGUGUCACUGAUGUUACCACAAGUAAUGUAAUAAACAUUACUCUCUAUGCACUUCGCUAAAGGAUUCACCCUUAUUGUUAAAAAAGAAACACACAUCCCCAUUACAGUAAUUUGCAAACCUCCCUCUCUCGCCUCUUUGCCUAGUCCCUCGCUCAUCUCUCUCUACCUCCUCCUUUUGCCUCCCCCCUCGACUCUGCUCUCUCCGUAUCUUCGCUCUACUCCCUCUCUCUCUCCUCUUCUCUCUCAUCUCUCUGCUCUUCUCUCUCUGCUCUCUCUCUCUAUCUCUCUCUCUCUCUCUCUCUCUCUCAUCUCUCUCUCUCUCUCUCUCACAGUCCUUCUCCCUCCCCCUUAUCCUCCUCUCUCCCAGCUGCAUGAUUGACAAUUUGAAUCUUACCCUGCACAGCAGUGCUCCCAAAAGUGGGUGCUAGUGACCCAUAUACCGUAACUACUCUUUUUCAACGUUCAUAUAAUAUCUCACUUCUUGGUCAUGAGUCCCCCUUGCUGCUCUAUAUUCAUCAGUCCACUAUCUCAUCUCUCUGCAGGUGAGAGGUGGCACAAGCGUCACCUGACCUACCGGGUGGUGAACUGGCCUGGCCACCUCCCUCGGGGUCAGGUGGCCCUAGCCGUACGCACCGCUUUCCAGCUGUGGAGUAACGUGUCGGCCCUGGCCUUCAGAGAGGUCACCCAGGGGUCAGCUGACAUCCGGCUGGCCUUCUACGAGGGGGAGCACAACGACGGCAUGGGCAACGCCUUUGAUGGUCCAGGUGGGGAGCAUAGCAGUAUAACCUCUAGUAGUGGUUUGACAUUUUGAUUGAAUCCUGUAAGAUCAUAGUUUACCUAAAGGAAGGAAGGAUGCAUUUUCAAACAGGGCAAUUUCCAAAGAUCAAUUGGUUUCAGCUGUGAAAGAUCUCACCCGGAACUAACCCCAGCUGUCACAAUGUUCCCUUGCUUACAGAUCCCUCUUGAUCUACCGCUUUAGUGUUUCCAGAUCUUAAUGGACCAGAUAGGCUUAAGAAACAUGUUGAUGGUUCCACCUAGCCUGAAAAUGGGAGUCGAGAAGCUCCUACCAUAUUUCGUAUACCUGCCUGGCUCCUUCAGAUCUGCACAGUUUGAAGUGGUAGGGCAAGGGGUUGUUUUGGGAAGCUUCUCUUCCACUCCUGAACCCUCUGUAUGUUUUUGUUUUUCCCCCCAGGAGGCGCCCUAGCGCAUGCCUUCUUCCCAUGCCGAGGGGAGGCCCACUUUGACAUGGCAGAGCGCUGGACACUGAACGGCUACAAGGGCCACAACCUGUUCAUGGUGAUUGCCCACGAGGUGGGCCACACUCUGGGCCUGGAGCACUCUCCUGUGCGCCAUGCUCUCAUGUCCCCCUACUACAAAAAGCUGGGAAAAGCCACGGUGCUGAGCUGGGAUGACAUCACUGCUGUACAGCAGCUCUAUGGUGUGUAGGCCUACUCCAUUCUGAGAGAGGAACAUUAAAGUUAUUUGAAAUUCAAUUUGAAUUUGAACAGGAUUUUUAACCAGUCACUUUACAUGCCAACUACCACUGUACAAAGAAAAUUGCGUAGUCCAAGCAAAGUUACAUUGAAGUGGAAGAAAAAAACUUGUGGAAGAGAACAUAUGGAGGUAAUAGUCAGUGGUCAGGUUGAGGAGGAAACAAGGUUACAUGAGGGUGAGGAAAUGAUGAUAUAAUGACAUUGAGACCUCAUGUUGAACUUAUUCCACAGAUCUGACUAGAGAUUGGAUCAGCAUCCAUGUAUUUAACCCAUCACCAUCUGCUGUGCUAUCAUUCACCAUGACAUCAUAGUGUCCGACAGUCCGACCACCCUGUGAUAUAUGAAGCAUCAACUGAAAAAGCUAAAGGAGGGAAUCUUUUCAUAUUAAAUGUGUGUCUUAAGCCAUUGCAUUCAUUAGAGGGUAUCACACACGGUAGCAUAGGCUACUGUAUAAACUAAAAUUGUUCUAUCCAACCACUCCAAUGCUGUACCCAGGGGGAUGUCCAGAGAUCACUAUAUCCCAGAGCCAGGCUUCCGGCAGCUGGAGACAGUGUUGAUCAGUCUUUUUUCCCAUCCUCUUGUCCCCUCAAGGUCACACCAAAGUAAACAAGCAACUUCCUCGUACAUCAACGUUUCCAUUUUGACAGUAUAACAUGGAGAAGCCAGACAAACUUUCUAUCCAUGUUUUGUUUCGCUCUCCUUAGGGAUGCCGAUUUUAUCAGACCUUUACACAAAUGUUUGCUCAAUGUUUUCCAAACAUCACAGGUGGGCAACAUCUGGAGACAAAUCAAAGGAGACGUUGUGUCUGCGAUUCAGUGGCAUUGUAAAAUCAUUUGGCUCUCUUGACUUUUUCUGGCAUUGGAAUACAGUAAAUCAAAAGCCAGCUCAGCUGUCAGCUAUCUCAGCACUCAAUCAUCCGUGAUGUGUUGGGUUUUCCAUUCUGCAAUGUUAUGGUGUGCCAAAUCUGGCAAUUAGUGUAUUUUGUGUAUGUUACCUCUCAAACAUGCUGUGAAGCAGGUAUAUAGGUCAUAUCUGUACCCACUGGGCAAAAACUGGUUGAAUCAACAUUGUUUCUAUGUCAUUUCAACCAAAAAAUGUAAUGUGAUGGCGAUGAAUCAACGUGGAAAACUGAUUGGAUUUGAAAAAAAGUCAUCAACAUAAGGGAAUUUUGUCUUUUUUCACUCAACUUUUAACCUAAAUCCAAUGACAUGGUGAAAUGUUUUGAUGAUUUCACAUUGAAUUCACGUUAGUUGAUUACUCAACCAAAUGUAAAUCAAAACUAUAUGUUGAACUGACAUCUGUGCCCAGUGGGUACUACACAUCUGUGCCCAGUGGGUACUACACUUGUAAAUGUGCAGUCAGAAAUACAUCAAUCAGUCAAGCUUUUUGCAGAUGCACCUAGUCUAUUGUAGUAACAUAGAAGAAUAUGCAUGUAUAUUAUGUAUAGUCAGAAAAGCUUAUACAUUACUGAAGCUACUGUCCUUUUUGUCAUUGAAUGUUCUCCAUAGGGAAGCCAGAGAGCGGUCAGGUAAUCCAGUUGCCUGGUCAGGUGUUCAGCUCUGCCCUGCAGGACUGGGAGCUGUCUGAAGGUGGCACUGGGAAGCCUGAUUCCACCCCACCUCCGUACUGCAGGGGAUUCUUUGAUGCACUCACCAUGGGUAAGACUUAACUGGUGGUCACUAUCUGACCAUGCUAGAAAGGCAAAAAAAUAGGUCCCAUUGAAAUUAUUGGCUCUCGGUCACCAGACUGGAAGUUGUACUUACCUAGCAUAUUUGAGGUUAGAAGCAGUUUUGGAUUAGAUUUGAGAUUUCCAACAAGACUAAUAUGACAAGUAAGCAGCACCAUCUGGUGGAUUUUGGCCUAUGACUGUUUUGGGACAUAAGGUAAUCAAUCUCUUAGCAGUUUACAUGAACAGUAGGUUGAGAAUUCCUCAUUGACUUCUGAAGACAGUGAUAUACUCUGAUACCUGUAAAUAAUUUAUUUUAUAUUACCUUGCAGACCAAGAUGGUACCAGCCUAGUAUUCCGUGGUGGGCUGUUCUGGACUGUGUCUCCUGCAGGCAAGGCCAGCUCCCCUCUACCUCUGCAGAACCGCUGGCCAGGACUACCCCUCGCCAUUGAGGCAGCUGCUUACUCACAGAUGGACAAUAAGUUCUACUUUUUCAAAGGUAGUGUGAAAAUGAAGACACAAGUUACCCAGCAAUAAACGUACCUGAAAUGAUUUGUUCUUGUUACAGUAGUAACUGUUCUGUAUCACAGUUGGGGUUAGAGUUCAGGUAGAUUAUAGCAGAAAUGUUUCACACAGACUACUUUUUCAGUUUGUGUCCUCAUAUAUGUGUUUCUGCAUUGCAAUUUCACAUCUCACACUACGAGCACCUUCCUCCUUGCGUCUCUUCCCCCAGGUAGGCGAGUGUGGCGUUACUCAAGCAGUGGUGUGGACCCAGGCUUCCCCCUGCGGAGCAGUGAGCUGGGCCUCCCUGGACACCCUGACCAGGCCUUCUACUACCCCCGCCUGGGCCAUCUGGUGGUGUUCAAGGGCCAGCUCUACUUUGUGCUCAACCUGGGGACCCUGAGGCCCGAGCCAUACUACCCCCGCAGCCUGGAGGACUGGAGGGGGGUCCCCCGGGGGACCAACGGAGCCGUCAGCCACCCUGAUGGACAGAUGUACUUCUUCAAGGAGCGGCACUACUGGAGAUUUGAUCCAGAGAAAGUGCAGAUGACUGGAGAGGGGAUGUGGGACACAGAGCUGGAGUGGACAGGCUGUCUGGGAACUCACCACAGAGGCAAUGAUAUACUGUGACCACAAGAGGGUGCUAACGAACUGAUUAAAGUGGUUGGCGAAGGUAAUGUGCAAUGGAUAUACUCAGACUAAGCAAUGACAUAACUCAUAUUUUGUAUGUUCAUACAGUAUUAUUAAAUGACUAUUCAUAAUCCUACUUCCUCCAGUGAACCAAUGCUUUUGUUUGUAAUGUGUUUGUUUUGUUUUAGACAGUAUUAAGAUAUUCUGUAUGACAUAGCCCAUCUGUAGGUUACAAAUUACAUGUGGCUUUGUUGCACAAAUGAAUUAUAUUUGUAUGUUUUCUCUCAGACAAGUUGUUGUUGUUGUUGAAGAUGAAGUCUCUGGACUCUUUAGUAGACUCUUGCAUUCAUAAAGACCUUUUGCAUAAUUAUUUAAUAAAAUACCACAUAUGGC
Coregonus sp. 'balchen' is the source of this 26652-nucleotide messenger RNA. NCBI's taxonomy places the organism in Eukaryota, Metazoa, Chordata, Actinopteri, Salmoniformes, Salmonidae. The record is from the annotation of a GenBank genome assembly.